This is a messenger RNA of Myxocyprinus asiaticus (Chinese sucker), 2010 nucleotides long. Its product is annotated as estrogen receptor beta. The coding region runs from base 183 to 1850 and encodes 555 amino acids. Lineage: Eukaryota; Metazoa; Chordata; Actinopteri; Cypriniformes; Catostomidae. Gene Ontology annotation, cellular component: nucleus. Gene Ontology annotation, molecular function: nuclear receptor activity; sequence-specific DNA binding; nuclear estrogen receptor activity. Gene Ontology annotation, biological process: estrogen receptor signaling pathway; regulation of DNA-templated transcription; cellular response to estradiol stimulus. The transcript is spliced from 10 exons. The record is from RefSeq and is a predicted model, not a curated record.
CUAAAACAUCGAUUGCAGCAGUUUCCACAUUUUAAACCAUGCAGAAAGCUUCUGAUGAUGCCACAUCCUACAUAGUGUUUCCGUAUCAACAAUCCCACAUCAAUGUCUGAGGAGGUCAACAUGAAAUACAUCAACAGUCCCCUGUCGAUGAUGCGACAGCACUGAACCCGUCCGUGUUCACCAUGUCCGAGUAUCCCGAGGGAGACAGCCCUCUACUGCAACUGCAGGAAGUGGACUCCAGCAGGGUGGGAGCUCAUGUCCUCUCCCCUUUCUUUAACUCUACUUCUCCGGCCCUGCCUGUGGAGAGCCACCCCAUCUGUAUCCCCUCACCCUACUCAGACAUUGACCAUGACUUUACCACUUUGCCUUUCUAUGGUCCCACUCUGUUGGAUUAUGGCGCACCCCCUCUUUCAGACUGCCCUUCAGUACGCCAAUCACUAAGCCCCACCCUCUUUUGGCCACCUCAUAGCCACGUUUCUUCACUUGCAUUGCAUCAACAACAGACUCAUCUCCAACAAAACCAUACAACCAAUGGAACUUGGACUGAACUUAUGCCACAUGAUCACGCCGAUGAGAAAAACAGCAAACCUCUGGUAAAGAGGCUAGCAGAUGCUGAGGAGAGUUCUGCCUCUUUGAGAGGUAAAGCUGACAUGCAUUACUGUGCUGUCUGUAGUGAUUAUGCCUCUGGGUAUCAUUAUGGAGUGUGGUCAUGUGAGGGCUGCAAAGCCUUCUUUAAGAGGAGUAUUCAAGGACACAAUGAUUACAUCUGCCCUGCAACCAAUCAGUGCACAAUUGACAAGAACCGACGCAAAAGCUGCCAGGCCUGCAGACUACGGAAGUGUUAUGAAGUUGGAAUGAUGAAAUGUGGAUUACGGCGAGAACGUGGCAGCUACCAACAUAGAGGAGCACAACAGAAGCGUCUGGCAAGAUUCUCUGGAAGGGCUAGAACAAGUAGCCAGAGAUCUCAAGAGGUUAAAAGUGUCCCACAUCCCCUCAGUGGAAAUGAGGUUGUUACCAUGACGUUGAGCCCUGAGGAACUAUUAGCUCGCAUCAUAGAUGCAGAGCCACCAGAGAUUUACCUCAUGAAGGACAUGAAGAAGCCAUUCACUGAGGCCAGCGUCAUGAUGUCACUGACCAACUUGGCAGACAAAGAACUCGUUCACAUGAUUAGCUGGGCCAAGAAGAUCCCAGGAUUUGUGGAGCUCUGCCUUUUCGACCAGGUCCAUUUGUUAGAGUGCUGCUGGUUAGAGGUUCUGAUGCUGGGACUAAUGUGGAGGUCUGUUGAUCACCCUGGGAAGCUCAUUUUCUCUCCAGACCUGAGUCUCAGCAGGGAUGAGGGCAGCUGUGUGCAGGGCUUUGUGGAGAUCUAUGAUAUGCUGCUGGCAACCACAUCCAGAUUCAGAGAGCUGAAAUUACAGAGAGAGGAGUAUAUGUGUCUCAAGGCCAUGAUCCUCCUCAACUCCAACAUGUGUUUGAGUUCGUCGGAGGGUGGAGAGGAGCUGCAGAGUAAAUCUAAACUGCUCUGUCUGCUGGAUUCGGUGACAGAUGCUCUGGUGUGGGCCAUCUCGAAGACAGGCAUGAGUUUCCAGCAGCGCUCUGCGAGACUGGCCCACCUGCUCAUGCUGCUCUCCCACAUCAGACAUGUCAGUAACAAAGGCAUGGACCACCUCCACUGCAUGAAGAUGAAGAAGAUUGUUCCUCUGUACGACCUGCUUCUGGAGAUGCUGGAUGCCCAUAUCAUGCACAGCUCACGGCUGUCUCACUCUUGCCAUCGAGUAGUCUCUGUUCCGAAAGAGAGCAAGGGGGCCCAGGAGGCCUACGGCAGCUCAUCUCAGCAAAAAGGAAUGUAGUACCAUAGUCAGUCAGCUCUUCUUUCUCUCCAGUGUUGAAGAAUGAUCUGUAGUUUCGGGAGGAUGGACAACAAAUACGGCCACAUAAAACAAGUGGAAUUAUUUCACCAGAUGAAAACACCAUUGGUGUCUUUCUUGAGCUUCUUUCCUACAAUUAAAC